UCCAGGAAGUUGCGCCCCGCGCUCCAGUUAAAACAGUGACUUGCGGUGGGGCGGACGUGCAGUUCGCUUUCGUACCGGUGGCUCUUCUUUCUCUCAACAGGAAGCCGAUACUGACCGAGUGGCGGGGGCAGAGCCGGGCAGGUGUGAAAUGGGGUCCAUUUUCCGCAGUGAGGAGGUCUGCCUCACCCAACUCUUCUUACAGUCUGCAUCAGCCUAUGGUUGUGUCAGCGAACUCGGAGAGAUCGGAUUAGUGGAAUUCAGAGAUCUCAACCCCAAUGUAAAUGCCUUCCAGAGGAGAUUUGUGGCUGACGUGCGCCGAUGUGAGGAGUUGGAGAAGACCUUUGUGUUUUUAGAGAACGAGGUGAAAAGGGCAGGUUUGGAACUUCCACUACUACUCCUGGACAGGCCAACUGAAGUUUCUGCACCAGCCCCUUCUAUCCGUGAGGCCAACCGUAUACAGGAAGAUUCAGAAAAGCUGGCUCAGGAGAUCCGAGAAGUUACCAAAAAUAGAGACUCCUUACGAAGUCAGCUGCGGGAAAUGAAUGAGUACCGAAGUAUGCUGAUCGAGACCGAGAGGUUCACCAGCCUUGGGGUUCCCAGCUCUCCACAUUUAGCCUCACGGUCAAGCCAAGUUCUAGAUUUGUCCCAGUCCUUGCCCCCUACUCUGGAUGCAAGGCUCAGCUUUACUGCUGGUGUGAUCCAUCCUUGGAAAGCCAACGCUUUUGAGCGGCUCCUCUGGAGAGCCUGCCGUGGCUACAUGAUUGUCAACUUUGUGGAGAUGCCUGAACCAAUGGAGGAUCCAGCCACGGGAGAGCUGGUGAAUUGGGUUGCAUUUCUUAUAUCUUAUUGGGGUGACCAGAUUGGUCAGAAAGUGAAGAAGAUCUGUGAUUGUUAUCACACCCAUAUCUACGUCUAUCCAGAUAGCCAAAGCGAGAGAAGGGAGAUUAUCCAAGGACUAGAGACACGGAUUCAAGAAAUCCAGUUGAUUUUGACACAAACCGAAACAUUUCUUCACCAAGUUUUGCUGAAAGCUAUAGAGAAUCUGCCUACUUGGAUUGUUCAGAUCAAGAAGAGCAAAGCCAUCUAUCUGGUGCUCAACAUGUGCAGCUUCGAUGUGACAGAGAAAUGUUUGAUUGCUGAGGUUUGGUGUCCGGUCCAGGACUUGCCUCUGCUUAGACAGGCCCUGAGUGACGGAUCAAGGAAAAGUGGCACCGAUGUGGAGUCCUUCUUCAACCGCAUUCCAGCCAAUGACACCCCUCCAACGCUCUUCCGGACUAACAAGUUUACAUCUGGCUUUCAGAGCAUUGUUGAUGCCUAUGGUGUGGCCAGCUAUCAAGAAGUUAAUCCAGCUCCCUAUACUAUAAUCACCUUCCCAUUCCUGUUUGCGGUUAUGUUUGGAGAUGUUGGACACGGGAUAAUUAUGUUCCUAUUUGGACUGUGGAUGGUUAUCAAUGAGAAAGACCCAAAGAUGAAAAAUAGUAACAAUGAGAUCUGGCAGACCUUCUUUGGGGGACGCUAUCUCAUCCUGCUCAUGGGUGCUUUUUCCGUAUACACUGGUGCCAUCUAUAAUGAAUGCUUCAGUGUGGCCAUGACCACGUUUCCAUCAGGGUGGAGUGUUAAAGCCAUGUUUGACAAUGGUAUCUGGAGAAUGGAGGAUUUGGCCAGUAAUACAUUUCUAAGCUUAGAUCCUAAUAAGACUGGUGUCUUCCAAAAUGUUUAUCCUUUUGGAAUUGAUCCCGUAUGGAGUAUGUCCAACAACCAUUUAAACUUCCUUAACUCCUAUAAGAUGAAGAUGUCUGUCAUAAUUGGCAUCAUUCACAUGACCUUUGGAGUGUGCCUGAGUGUCUUUAAUUACAGACAUUUUAAGAAGCUCUACAGCAUCAUCCUGGUCUUCAUUCCUGAGGUUAUCUUCAUGCUGGGUCUCUUUGGCUACCUGGUCUUCUUGAUCAUCUUUAAGUGGAUUGUUUAUGGUCCACUCACCUCAAAUGUGGCUCCCAGCAUCCUGCUACAUUUUAUUGACAUGUUCAUGUUCACAGAAAACCAAAGCAACGAGGAUUUGUAUGAAGGGCAGCAAAUUGUCCAGAUGGUGGUGUUAAUUGUUGCAGUAUGCGGCGUGCCAGUCCUGCUGUUCGGCAAGCCUUUCUACCUGCUCUAUCAGCACUACUGUAGACCUUCAAGACAGAGUGCAAAGAGAGAAGAUCUGCAAAGGCUGUUGACAGAGGAACCCGAGGGCUCGGUUAACACAGCAGAAGGUGACGUGGAAAAGGGAGAGUCCCACAAGGACAGCGAGUUCGAUUUCACAGACAUCUUCAUGCAUCAGGCGAUCCACACCAUUGAGUACUGCUUGGGCUGUAUUUCCAACACUGCCUCCUACUUGCGAUUGUGGGCACUGAGCCUGGCACACGCCCAGCUUUCGGAGGUGCUAUGGGCCAUGGUCAUGAGCAAAGGACUAAGGUGGGCGGACUACUAUGGCAGUGCCUUCCUUUUCUUGUCCUUUGCUGCCUUUGCUGUGCUUACCAUCGGGAUCCUGCUGGUAAUGGAAGGGCUCUCCGCGUUCCUGCACGCACUCCGAUUGCACUGGGUUGAGUUUCAGAACAAGUUCUACACGGGCGCCGGCUACAAGCUCAACCCCUUCUCCUUCAAGGCAGUCCUGGAGAGCUUGGUGAGCCCUGCUUGAUGAGAGAACAUGCAUCUCAGGAGGACUCGCAAUGCAAGUGAUGCCAAAUUCUUUUGUUUUUUUUUUCUUUUUCUUUAAUUGAUACACCGGCUUGAAAGAUCAUAUUUAAUAUUUUAUCAUGGACUAAUUCUUCUAAACCAUUUUGUAAUAAUAAAGUAUUUGCUUACAGCAGCUUUUUAAA
Polypterus senegalus (gray bichir) is the source of this 2858-nucleotide messenger RNA. RefSeq names its product T cell immune regulator 1, ATPase H+ transporting V0 subunit a3b (gene tcirg1b). Gene Ontology annotation, cellular component: plasma membrane; vacuolar proton-transporting V-type ATPase complex; vacuolar proton-transporting V-type ATPase, V0 domain. Gene Ontology annotation, biological process: proton transmembrane transport; vacuolar acidification. Gene Ontology annotation, molecular function: proton-transporting ATPase activity, rotational mechanism; ATPase binding. The record is from RefSeq and is a predicted model, not a curated record. NCBI's taxonomy places the organism in Eukaryota, Metazoa, Chordata, Cladistia, Polypteriformes, Polypteridae. The coding region runs from base 149 to 2677 and encodes 842 amino acids. The transcript has 20 exons.